This is a messenger RNA of Protopterus annectens (West African lungfish), 5209 nucleotides long. It is a transcript of the gene TRAPPC8, whose product is annotated as trafficking protein particle complex subunit 8. Gene Ontology annotation, cellular component: cytoplasmic vesicle; TRAPPIII protein complex; phagophore assembly site. The record is from RefSeq and is a predicted model, not a curated record. NCBI's taxonomy places the organism in Eukaryota, Metazoa, Chordata, Ceratodontiformes, Protopteridae. The coding region runs from base 162 to 4412 and encodes 1416 amino acids. Gene Ontology annotation, molecular function: protein binding. The transcript has 28 exons. Gene Ontology annotation, biological process: protein localization to phagophore assembly site; endoplasmic reticulum to Golgi vesicle-mediated transport.
ACCGACGCUCGCGACUGUUGCGUGCACGGUCAGCUAGUCUUAAUUUCCAAACAGCAAUCUAGCAGGUUUGUUCGUUCCGUAAUAAAGUACCAAGUUAUCCUCUGAAUCCCUAUCGCUAGAAAGGCCUUGGUUCGGUGACAAGCCGCUUCCGGGCCGGUGGGAUGGCGCAAUGCCUGCAGUCCGUGCAGGAGUUUAUUCAAGAUGCUUUCGUUCCCCUUGUGGCCGUGCUGUGCAGCGAGGAAGCAGAGAAAGUGACUCGGAAAAAUGAACUGAAUUUUGAAGAACUGGUCCGUCCGUUCUGUCGACUCACAUCAGAAGUUCAUAUGCGGGAUCCCAAUAAUCAGAUCCAUGUCAUUAAAGGCUUGAAGAUAAGCAUUAACAACAUUGUCACACAGCCACCUCAGCCAGGAGCCAUUCGAAAACGUUUGAAUGAUGUGGUAUCUGCCUGUCAGCCUGCUGAUGGAUUAGUUGCUAAUGUAAUUACUGCUGGAGAUUAUGAUCUAAAUAUCAGUGCUACUACUCCUUGGUUUGAGGCGUACAGAGAGAACUUCUUUCAGACGACUUCUGCAUCCGACCAUGAAUUCUUAAAUCACUAUCUUGCAUGCAUGUUGGUAGUUUCAUCUAGAGAACCGGAACCUAUAGAGCAGUUUCUGAAGCUGUCACAAGAGCAACACCGAAUUCAGCAUAGUAGUGAUUAUUCCUACCCUAAGUGGUUUAUACCAAACACAUUAAAAUAUUAUGUGUUGUUACACGAUAUCAGUGAAGGAAAUGAACAAAGAGUUGAUUCAGUUUAUGAAGAAAUGAAGCAAAGAUAUGGAAGUCAAGGCUGCUAUUUACUUAAAAUAAAUUCCCGAACAUCUGUCAAGGGAUCAGAGGAGCAAAUACCAGAUCCUUGGAGUCAGUAUCUUCACAAGCAUUCUUUGCAGAAUCAGGAUUCAUAUGAAGAUGGUAUAAAUGCUUUGAUUAUGAAUAAGAAUGCCGAAAACAGUUUCAUCACAUCACUCGAUGGUCUGGAACAUAUUGUUAAAGAUGGUGUACCAAAUAACUUCAAAUCCCAUCCUCUUCAGCUCGAUAAUGUUACUGAUCCUGUGGGACAUUCAGAUAAUCCUGAGCCUGCAAAAUCCACGGGAUCACUGCAAGAUGUAAAGAAGCAAAACAGUGUAACUGCCCAUGGCACAUGCUUAACACUAAAUGACCAUGAUCGCAUUAGGCAGUUCAUUCAGGAGUUCACAUUUAGAGGACUUGUACCUCAUAUUGAAAAGACUAUACGACAACUAAAUGAUCAGCUGGUAUCCAGAAAAGGUCUGAGUCGUUCUUUGUUCACUGCAACUAAAAAGUGGUUUAGUGGCAACAAAGUACCUGAGAAAGGUGUAAAUGAAGUGAAAAAUACAGCUGGCCUUCUGCUGUAUGCACUCUUCACUGAUCAAGAACUUGUUUAUAUUUUGUUUGCUGAAAUGGCUGCUGUCUCUGCAUUUCUUCAGCCCGGAGCCCCAAGAUCUUACCCUGCCCAUUAUAUGGAGAAUGCAAUUCAGAUUUAUAAGGACUGCAGGUGUAUGGUACUUGCUGAAAGAUGUACCCUGCUUAGUGCUGAAAUUCUAAAAAGCCAAGGGAAGUAUUCAGAUGCUGCAGCUAUUCUUAUUCGUAUGACUAGUGAGGACUCUGAUCUUCGCAGUGCCCUUUUGUUAGAGCAGGCUGCGCAUUGUUUUAUUAAUAUGAGAAAUCCAAUGGUGAGGAAGUUUGCCUUUCAUAUGAUACUGGCUGGUCAUCGAUUUAGUAAAGCAGGGCAGAGAAAACAUGCCUUGCGAUGCUAUUGUCAAGCCAUGCAAGUAUACAAAGGAAAAGGCUGGAGUCUUGCAGAAGACCAUAUUAACUUCACAAUUGGUCGUCAGUCUUUUACUUUACGGCAACUUGACAAUGCAGUUUCAGCUUUCAAACACAUCUUAAUCAAUGACAGCAAACAGCCAGCAACACAGCAAGGUGCUUUUCUAAGAGAGUACCUUUAUGUUUAUAAGAGCGUCAGCCAGUUAUCUCCUGAAGGGCCUUUACUGCAGCUUCCCUUGCCUUGCAUAAAUAGCUCAGCAACACGAGUUUUCUUCGGUCAUUAUAGGCGACUAGCAGAAGGUGAGAAGCAGGCAGCUACCCAUGUCAGUCUUGACCAAGAAUAUGAUGCUGAAUCUUCACAGCAGUGGAAGGAACUUGAGGAGCAAGGUGUAUCUGUCAUUUAUAAAGGAACACUGCCACCAAAUUUUCAGACAACACAAUACUGCUUGAAUAGCCAAACCGACAAUUCAAGAUACUCUCUUGCAGUAGUUGAAGAACCCAUUACGGUAGAGGUAAUAUUCAAAAACCCACUGAAAGUCCCACUUCUGCUGACUGACUUAUCGCUACUAUGGAAAUUUAUGCCUUUAGAUUACAGAGACUUUCCAAAUGAAGAAAAAGAAUUAAUCAGCAAUGAAAAGGAUAGUCAUGCAAAGGUUCCUUUUGGAAAUGAGAUAACUGGCACAGAAGUAAUACCUGAAUUCGUAAUAAACGGAGAAGAGAUAAAACCAGCACGGUUGAAACUGUUUCCCCAUCAGACAGGAGAGUUGCAUAUUCUUGGAGUUGUUUACAAUCUUGGAACUACUACUGCCAAUAUUUCAAAUGCAAUUGAUGGAACAGACCCUACUGCUGGAACACAAGCAGGAAAAUUUAUGAACAAUUUCCUGUCAGUACGUGGGAAACAAGAUUUAGAAAUCCAGGGCCCUCGUCUUAAUAACACUAAAGAAGAAAAAACCUCAGUCAGAUAUGGUCCUGAUCAUCGGUUGGAUCCCAUUAUUACUGAACCAAUGCCAUUAUUGGAGGUGUUCUUCAUUAAUUUCCCAACUGGACUACUUUGUGGAGAAAUCAGGAAGGCAUAUGUAGAAUUUAUGAAUGUGAGCAAGUGCCCUCUAACAGGACUGAAAGUGAUAUCACAGCAUCCAGAUUUCUUUACUUUUGGUAGUAGUACUGCUUCCUUAACACCCCAGAGUCCUACAGCUUCUGAAAACUGUAGUGCUUACAAAACUGUAGUGACAGAUUCUACCUCUACAUGCACAGCACUGACAUCUUUAGUAUCACCUAUGGACUUUGGGGUAGAUUCUGAGAACCCUCCCGGGGUGAUAGAUGUUCCUCUUCCAAACUCUGAACUUUUGCCUGGAGCUUCUGUUCAACUACCUUUGUGGUUACGUGGACCAGAUGAAGAAGGUGUUCAUGAAAUAAACUUUUUAUUUUAUUAUGAAAGCACUGAAAAACAAUCAAAAAUGAGCCAUAGAGUAUUAAGGCACACGGCAGUGAUUUGCACUAGCAGAUCUCUAAGCGUAAGGGCUACAGCUUGUAGAAGCAAUGCUCUUGAGGAUGAAGAAGGCAGUGCAAGCAACAUGCUGGUGUUCCUGGAUGUGGAGAACACAAACACUAGUGAAGGUGUCCGAGAAUUCCACAUUGUUCAGGUGUCGAGUGGCAGCAAAUGCUGGAAGCUGCAGAAGUGCAUAAGUCCUUUAGAAGAUAAAGAUUCAAAACUUACUAGCAGAGAACGGGCAAAGCUGUGCUUCAAGGCUUCUAGAUGCAGAAAUACAGAAACUACCUCAUGCUUAUCUGAAAAGUAUGUUUUUGCAGAUCUUGUUCUUGGAAAUGAGCAGAUAAUCAGUGCAACCACACCUUGUGCUGACUUUUUCUUCCAAAAUGCCCGUAUGUUAAAAUCAAAGACAUCCCCAUUGCAAGCAAAUGUGCAGACUUCUCAAACUCCAGGAAAGCAAUCUGUCAGAGAUUCGCUGACUCUGGUACAGCAGUGUCAUGAGGUGGAACUUAACAUCAUAGUAUUAUGGAAGGCAUAUGUUGUAGAAGACAACAAACAACUCAUUUUAGAAGGCCAGCUUCAUGUCACGCUUCAUUCAAUUGGAAAAGAAGCAUGUUCUUUCCUUCAAAAGCAGGAAUCACAAGAAAUGGUUGUGUUAAAAUUUAUCAGACCAGAACAUCCACCUGUGCCUCCAGUACCAUCCUUGGAUCAGCUUUCUCACCUUAUAAAGACAAGUCUACAUUACCCAGAGUACUUCAGCCACCCCUUCCAGGAGAAAAGCCUUUGUUUGGUGCCUGUUGAUCUAGUGCUGUCUAAUUGCUCCCAAGCAGAUGUUGACGUAAUAAUUGAUUUAAGGCAUAAAUCUACAAGUCCAGAAGCACUGGAAGUACUUGGUUCCUUUACAUGGCUUGGGAAGACGCAGCACAAGCUUCAGAUGAAAGGCCAAGAAGUGUACAGACUGCACCUUAAAGCUUGUUUUAUUCAUGCAGGAGUGUAUAAUCUGGGAACCCCCAGAAUAUUUGCAAAGCUGUCAAACCAAGUAACUUUAUAUGAAACAAAGCAGAACUCGGUGCCAGCACUGAUUAUUAUCAGUAACAUCUGACCUAAUAAGGAUAUACUGGAAACAGAAGACAUCAACACUUAUUUUGCUUUGUUCUUAAACAUGUUUUCCACAUUUUAUUUUCAAGUUCCACAGCAGAAGUCUAACUUGUGAAAUGUUGUACAGAACACAUAGCAAAAUAAACUUGGUAUUUUAUAUUUCUUAAUGGAAGGCACUAUGGACUCAAUUUCAUAGGUAAGAUUUGGGGAUACUAUUUAUCAUUCAUGUAUGGUUAUAUGUGGUAUUUUUAUGAUACAGAUGCUGAAAAUGGGCAGAUGGCACUUGGUAAGGCAGUUUUAUAGCUGCAUCAGCUACUUCCAGUGUGUGGCAUAAAGUCAUUAUUUCUUUGUAUUAAGGGGGGGUUAAAAUAAAAUGCAAAUUUAGUUUGCCCUUUUCUCAUUCCUUUUUCUCAGUGUAAAUCGGAAAUUAUUUUGGGUCGAGUAUGCAUCAAAAAUUCAGUUUUUCUUAAAUCUUAAUGCAUUUUUUUAAUCAAAACUUUGGGUGCAUUUUCCUUAACAAUUCUUUAUAUUCAAAUUGAAGUCUUAACAGCUACUGACAAGCCCCAUGUAUUUGGACGGCCAUUUUAUACCCGUUUUGCACAUAAUUUUUGUCGUUUCUGCCUGGAAAUAUUUUGAAUGUUUUUCUCACCUCCAAGAUUUUAUUUUCAGUUUAUUAUGUAACUAACAGUUGAGUUACUCUGUUAUUUAAAAUAUCUGCACAAAAAAUAAUUAAAAAUAACAUUUUUGAGAAAUGAUGUAUAUUUAUAAUGUAUUGUAAAUAGAAUAAACUGUAAACAGUAA